This is a messenger RNA of Exophiala aquamarina CBS 119918, 726 nucleotides long. Its product is annotated as prephenate dehydrogenase (NADP+). Gene Ontology annotation, molecular function: NAD+ binding; prephenate dehydrogenase (NAD+) activity. The record is from RefSeq and is a predicted model, not a curated record. Lineage: Eukaryota; Fungi; Ascomycota; Eurotiomycetes; Chaetothyriales; Herpotrichiellaceae. The transcript has 3 exons. Bases 1 to 726 code for a protein of 241 amino acids. Gene Ontology annotation, biological process: L-tyrosine biosynthetic process.
AUGGGCACCGCAUGGGCAGCCAACAAGCAGUUCCCUUGGGAAAUCAAUCGUUACAUUGGGGGAAUCGAAAAUGUCAAAAUCAACAUCACCUUGCGAAUCUAUGCUAACAAGUGGCACGUGUAUGCCGGCCUUGCUAUUCUCAACCCUGCCGCUGGAGAGCAGAUUCGGCAAUAUGCGCAAUCAGUCACCGAGCUCUUCAAGUUAAUGCUCGGUGGUCACCGAGAGGAACUUGCAAAGAGGAUCAAGACUGCAGGUGCAGCGGUAUUUUCCCAACACGCGGCUGAUCAGACCCUCCUCCUCGCCGAUGAUGUCCUGGAUCGCUUCUCGCUGGCUGAGACGCCCAAAGAGCGAAAGCCUAAUAAUCAUCUGAGCUUAUUAGCCAUUGUGGACUGCUGGUGGAAACUCGGUAUUGUGCCGUAUGACCAUAUGAUCUGUUCCACACCACUUUUCCGCAUCUGGCUUGGUGUCACCGAAUACCUUUUCCGCAACGAGAGACUGCUUGAUGAGGUCAUCAAUACCGCCAUUGAAGACGACACAUUUCGCUCGGAUGAUCUAGAAUUCACCUUCGCAGCUCGGGCUUGGUCUGAAUGUGUCUCCUUUGGCGCAUUCGAUGCAUAUCGCGACCGGUUCACGAACAUACAACAAUACUUUGCGCCCAGAUUCCCUGACGCUGUGAGGCUCGGUAACGAGAUGAUCAAAGAGAUCAUGGUGCACACAAAUUCUUAG